Molecule: messenger RNA, 489 nt
Organism: Pyrus x bretschneideri (Chinese white pear)
Lineage: Eukaryota; Viridiplantae; Streptophyta; Magnoliopsida; Rosales; Rosaceae
Exons: 2
Coding region: 1-489 (162 amino acids)
Source: RefSeq, a predicted model, not a curated record
AUGGUUCAAGCUGCCGAAACAAUCGAGAGGAGAUACUUGCAAGUUGGACCACUCCAAGUCCAGGCAAUCAACACCCAACCUGGACUCAUUAUUGGCUUCACCGAGCAGGAUGCCGAGGACGUCGAUUUUCCGCAUGACGACACAUUGGUGGUAUCUGUCCAACUAGCUUACGUUAUAGUCGAAAAAAUGAUGGCUAACAAUGGAAGUGCAGUCAACCUACUUCAGCUCUCAGCAAUUCAGAAGAUGGGCCUGGAAAGCACAAUCAUACGCAAAACGGAGGUACUUACCAAACUCAACGGGCAUAUCUCGAAUGCCAUCAACCACAUCACACUUGAUGUGAAAACAUCGCCAGUUGUCUCAAAGCAGAAGUUCACGAUAGUAAGCGACCCAUCUCCUUACAAUGGGAUUCUAGGACGACCUUGGCUGAUAAAGCUGGACGCCAUCAUUUUCGUCAAAUAUCAGAAAAUUCGAUUCCGCAUCCUGGGAUAA